This is a messenger RNA of Cucurbita moschata (crookneck pumpkin), 1777 nucleotides long. Its product is annotated as GTPase-activating protein GYP1-like. The record is from RefSeq and is a predicted model, not a curated record. Bases 126 to 1490 code for a protein of 454 amino acids. The transcript is spliced from 10 exons. Gene Ontology annotation, biological process: activation of GTPase activity. Gene Ontology annotation, molecular function: GTPase activator activity. NCBI's taxonomy places the organism in Eukaryota, Viridiplantae, Streptophyta, Magnoliopsida, Cucurbitales, Cucurbitaceae.
GAUCGUAGUUGAAAAUUUAGAAAUUAUUGUAAAAUUUUCAAUUUUACCAAUAAUUUGCGACCUCCGGUCGGGGGUUGAGGAAAUAUUAGGGGGGGGCAAACGGAGCAUGAUUCUGUUGAGCGAACAUGAAGAACACUGGCAUUAACACUCUCGGCGGCGAAGAUCGACAAACAAAAGACAAUACGAUCUCAGGUCUCGAUUCCCGAUUCAAUCAGACCCUCAGAAAUGUUCAGGGGCUGCUGAAAGGCCGCAGUAUUCCUGGAAAAGUAUUGCUCACUAGAAGAUCAGACGUGAUCGACCCCUCGAGCGUAUCAGAAAAAUCAUCAAAUUAUUCGAGGAGCUUGUCGCAUAAUGAUAUUGGUACAAGCAACCGCAUUGCCAAAUCUGAGGAGGAAGAUAUUCAGAUUAUGAAUAAUAAUACAAUUGUUAGUAAGUCUAAAUCUUCAACCUCCAACACCGAGGAUCUUGCUAAAGAAGUCCAAAAGCCAAUAAUGGGUGCUAGAGCAACAGAUUCUGCAAGGGUCCUGAAGUUCACAAAGUUGCUAUCAGGAACAACAAUCAUAUCAGACAAGUUGCGUGAGCUAGCUUGGAGUGGUGUUCCGCCAUAUAUGCGCCCAAAUAUAUGGAGACUUCUUUUGGGCUAUGCACCACCUAAUUCAGAUAGAAAGGAGGGAGUUCUACGAAGAAAGAGGCUUGAAUAUCUUGACAGCGUUGCACAAUUCUAUGACAUUCCUGAUGCUGAACGGUCUGACGAUGAGAUAAACAUGCUCCGCCAGAUUGCUGUUGAUUGCCCUAGAACCGUACCUGAUGUUACUUUCUUUCAACAAGCACAAGUUCAGAAAUCUUUGGAGCGUAUUCUCUAUACUUGGGCUAUUCGACAUCCUGCGAGCGGAUAUGUUCAAGGAAUAAAUGAUCUUGCUACUCCAUUUUUAGUUGUCUUCUUGUCAGAAUACUUAGAAGGUGGUGUUGAGAAAUGGUCCAUCUCUGAUCUAUCUCCUGACAAGAUCACAAACAUCGAGGCAGAUUGCUACUGGUGUCUAUCGAAAUUACUUGAUGGUAUGCAAGAUCAUUAUACGUUUGCCCAACCGGGAAUUCAGCGGCUUGUAUUUAAGUUGAAAGAACUGGUUAGGAGGAUUGAUGAACCUGUUUCAAGACACAUGGAGGAGCAGGGUCUGGAGUUUCUUCAAUUCGCUUUUCGGUGGUUCAACUGUCUUCUGAUACGGGAGAUUCCUUUCCAUCUUGUUACCCGGUUAUGGGAUACUUAUCUUGCGGAAGGGGACUCGUUGCCAGAUUUCCUUGUCUACAUAUUUGCCAGUUUUCUUUUGACGUGGUCUGAAGAGCUGCAGAAACUUGAUUUCCAAGAACUGGUGAUGUUUCUCCAGCAUGUUCCAACUCAAAAUUGGACCCAUCAAGAACUUGAGAUGGUGCUUUCAAGAGCAUACAUAUGGCACAGUAUGUUCAACAAUUCACCCAGACACCUUGUUAGCUGAAUGGGAUUUGUUCUACUCACGCUUGGAAAGUUGACCUAUUUUUCCCUCCUUUUCUCUUCUUUCUCCAAUGGGGUUUCUGCUCUGCUGCUCUGCUGCUCUGCUUGUGUAUGAAAACUCUUCAAAUCUUCUGCCAUGCAUGUACCAUCAUCCCUCCCUUGUAUCGUCUGUAUUUCCCCAGCAAUUAUUUGUAGAUUUCUGUAUUUGGACAGAGCGAAGUAAAGUUAAACGUUUUUGUUCAGAUAUAAAUGAAAUUCUCUGUCAAAGAGUAGAUGGUUGACUCAUCUUCA